This is a messenger RNA of Alligator sinensis (Chinese alligator), 7158 nucleotides long. RefSeq names its product plexin D1 (gene PLXND1). NCBI's taxonomy places the organism in Eukaryota, Metazoa, Chordata, Crocodylia, Alligatoridae. Gene Ontology annotation, molecular function: protein binding; semaphorin receptor activity. The coding region runs from base 1 to 4605 and encodes 1534 amino acids. Gene Ontology annotation, cellular component: semaphorin receptor complex. Gene Ontology annotation, biological process: regulation of cell shape; negative regulation of cell adhesion; regulation of cell migration. The transcript has 36 exons. The record is from RefSeq and is a predicted model, not a curated record.
AUGUGUGCAGUCCUUUCCUUACUUCACUUUGCCCAUCUCUACACUUUGGCUAAAGCCAAAAAGAAUAUUCCCGGUGUGAACUGUUUUAUUUUGCUACGACUCUUUGACACGACUGUUUCUUUGCAGCUGCAGCCAGAACAGUUAGACUGUGGAGCAGCCCACCUCCAGCACCCUCUGGCCAUCCUGCAACCCUUAAAGGCAACACCAGUGUUCAAGUACCAUGGCCUCACUUCAGUGGCAGUUGCCAGCGUCAAUAACUACACCGUUGUGUUUCUGGGCACAGCAAAUGGAGGACUCCUGAAGAUCAACCUGAAUGAAGCCAUGAAGGUUGUGAGCAGGAAGUCAAUUUCAGUGGCCUAUGGGGAGCCUGUCCAUCCCAUCAUGCAGUUCGAUCCUUCCGAUUCCAGCUACCUCUAUCUCAUGACAUCCUAUCAGAUGACCCGGGUGAAGGUGGCUGUCUGUAACCAAUAUGUAACUUGCACGGAGUGCCUGGCUGCGGCUGAUGCGUAUUGUGGAUGGUGCACAAUGGAGACCAGGUGCUCCCUGCAGCACGAAUGUAUGAAUUCUGCUGAGUCAAAUUUCUGGACGACUGCAAGUGAGGGUGUGGAGCGCUGUCCCUCUAUGACCAUCCUGCCAUCUGAAAUUAAUAUUGAUGACACAAACUCGGGCACGAUAAUCCAACUAAAUGGAAGUAUCCCAAUGCUGAACGGAACAGAGAUGUUUUGUGAUUAUGGAAAUAGUAUCUACACAGUAGCCAGAGCUGCCUCAAAUGAUAUAAUUUAUUGUGAUCUUUUUCCAAGAGAGAAAUAUCCAGCAUUCCCACCCAAUCAAGACCACGUGAUCAUUGAAACUGCACUCCGAGUCAACGGGAAAAAUAUCGUCUGGACCAAUUUCACCAUCUAUGAUUGCAAAAGAACUGGCAACAUUUACCCCAAGACAGCGUGUACCAACUGUCUCUCGACUAAAUGGAAGUGCCACUGGUGCUCCAGGAGAUACACCUGCGUUUCCAAUUCCUCCGAGUGUGAGGAUGCUCUACAUGUAAAGAGCAGCACUGACUGUCCGCAGGUUGUACCUGUGCCGCUAGAACCAAUGCCCACGGGGACGUCUCAAGACAUUACAAUCUCGCUGGCUAAUGCUGUUUUCUCCAAGGACACAGCUCUGGAAUGUCACUUCGGAACCGAUAGGACGUUUGAAGCCAGAUGGGUGAAUUCUUCAGCCAUUCAGUGCAACAGUGUUCUGCUCCACACAUCAGAGAAAAGCCAUAUCUUCCCGGUAAACCUUCAGCUGAAGCAUAGACCAGACAGAUUUAUUGACAAUCCACAGAUGAUGACAGUGGAGGUCUAUAAUUGUGCAACUGGAAGCACAGACUGUUCUCAGUGUCUGGGGAGGGAGGACCUGGGGCACCGCUGCACCUGGACUGAGAGCAGCUCCAGUUGCAGACUAAACACUGAAUCCCUGCAGACCUCAAACACGUGCCCUGCGCCUGAGAUUCAGAAGAUUGAGCCCCUGAGCGGGCCCCUGGAGGGAGGAACUCUGCUCACAAUACGAGGAAGGAACCUGGGCCGUAGGUUCAGCGAUGUCAUUCACGCUGUCAAGAUAGGGGGUGUGAAAUGCUUGCCACUCCAGGACAGAUACAUGGUCUCUGAGGAGAUUGUAUGCCAGACUGGAGAAGCCCCAGAUGUGUUCUCCGAUGUGGUGACAGUUAACAUGAGCAAAGAAGGGAAAUCCAAGGAGCGAUACACAUAUGUGUUGCCUGUGGUACACUCCGUAACUCCAAGUUUGGGGCCGAAAGCUGGAGGAACCAAAGUAACCAUCAGAGGGAAUAACCUCAGUGUGGGAUCUGAGCUCCGUGUCCUAGUCAACAACACCAGACAGUGCACAGAUAUCAGUCGUACUGACACCACCAUCACCUGCAUCAUGCCAGCAGUGGAGCGCACGACAGCUGCACGGGUCUGCGUCCAGUUUGAGAACAAGUCUUGCACAAAUGAUAACAUCGUGUUCAAGUAUGAGAAGAACCCAGUCAUAACAGACAUCACGCCAAAAAAGAGUCAGAUCAGUGGAGGCAGAAUCAUCACCCUGGAAGGAAAUGGGUUUGGGAUGGUUCAGAAUGUGUCAAUGGUGGUUCACGGCAUUGGAAAAGAAAAAACAAACUGUAAGGUUCACACCGACACUGUGAUUACCUGCCCCUCUCCAGCUGCCUCCAACCUCACCACAGGAAGCAAGCCAGCACCUGUGGACUUCUACAUCAAUGAGCGCCUCUACGCCGAUGACAGGCCAGCUCCCGAUGAGGACAUGUACCCCGAGGAGGCCAUGCACAUCAGCAAAUUCAGCCUGGAAUACUAUGCUGACCCUCAGUUCUUCACAGCCAGGAAGGAGAAGUGGAUCAAACACCAUCCCGGGGAGCCCCUGACUCUGGUUAUACAUAAAGAGUCUGACAACCUGGGCCUGGAAAGCAGCGAGUACCAAGUGAAAAUUGGCCUCAUUUCCUGUGAGAUACAGAUUGUUUCUGACAGAGUCAUUCACUGCUCAGUCAAUGAGUCGCUGAGCACCUCGGAAAGACAGCUGCCCGUGACGAUCCAAGUGGGGAAGUUCAACCAGACGAUUGCUAUGCUGCACCUCGGGGGAGGCGAGACAGCCAUCAUCGUCUCCAUAGUCAUCUGCAGCGUCUUGCUGCUUGUAUCUGUUGUGGCCUUGUUUGUGUUUUGCACAAAGAGCCGCAGGGCAGAGCGCUACUGGCAAAAAACACUGCUCCAAAUGGAAGAAAUGGAGUCCCAGAUCCGUGAGGAAAUCCGAAAGGGUUUCGCUGAACUCCAGACAGACAUGACAGAUUUAACCAAGGAGCUCAACCGCAGCCAGGGGAUCCCAUUCCUGGAAUACAAGCACUUUGUGACUCGGACCUUCUUCCCCAAAUGUUCCUCGCUCUAUGAGGAGCGGUAUAUUCUGCCUUCCCAGCAGCUCAACUCCCAAGUGGGGUCUCAGGUCCAAGAAACUCAUCCCUUACUGGCUGGAGAAUGGAAGAUUCCAGAAAACUGCAGGCCCAACAUGGAAGAAGGAAUCACACUGUUUUCCACCUUGCUCAACAACAGGCACUUCCUUGUUGUGUUUGUCCACGCUCUUGAGCAACAGAAAGAUUUUGCUGUUCGAGACAGGUGUAAUCUGGCCUCCUCACUCACUAUUGCCUUACAUGGGAAACUGGAGUAUUAUACCAGCAUCAUGAAGGACCUCUUGGUGGAUCUUAUAGAUGCCUCAGCUUCUAAAAAUCCCAAGCUUAUGCUGAGGAGGACGGAGUCUGUGGUGGAAAAGAUGCUCACAAACUGGAUGUCCAUCUGCAUGUACAGCUAUCUCAGAGAGACAGUUGGGGAGCCCUUUUUCCUCUUGAUCUGUGCUAUCAAACAGCAAAUCAACAAGGGCUCCAUUGAUGCCAUCACUGGAAAAGCCAGAUAUACCCUCAAUGAAGAAUGGCUCUUGAGAGAGAACAUUGAGGCGAAGCCAAGGAACCUCAACGUGUCUUUCCAAGGCUGUGGGAUGGACUCCCUGAGUGUCCGGGCCAUGGACACAGACACCCUGAGUCAAGUCAAGGAGAAGAUCCUUGAAGCCUUCUGCAAGAAUGUCCCGUACUCCCAGUGGCCGAGGGUAGAAGACGUCGACCUGGAAUGGUUUGCCUCGAGCACUGACAGCUACAUCCUGCGGGACCUGGAUGACACGUCCGUGGUGGAGGAUGGCAGGAAGAAACUCAACACGCUGGCACAUUACAAGAUCCCUGAAGGUGCCUCCCUGGCAAUGAGUUUAUCAGAUAAGAAGGACUCCACGCUAAGCAGAGUGAAGGAUUUGGAUACUGAGAAAUACUUCCACUUGGUUCUUCCGAGUGAUGAAUCUACUGAACAUAAGAAGUCUCAUAGGCAGAGCCAUAGAAAAAAAGUCCUACCAGAGAUCUAUCUGACCCGGUUGCUUUCUACAAAGGGCACCCUGCAGAAAUUUCUGGAUGACUUAUUCAAAGCCAUUCUCAGCAUCCGAGAAGACAAGCCACCUGUGGCCAUCAAGUAUUUCUUCGACUUCCUGGAAGAGCAAGCAGAGAAAAGGGGAAUCACAGACCCUGAUACUUUGCACAUUUGGAAGACUAACAGCCUACCUCUGCGAUUCUGGGUCAACAUUCUGAAGAACCCCCAGUUUGUCUUUGACAUCGACAAGACUGACCAUAUCGACGCCUGCCUCUCCGUCAUUGCCCAGGCCUUCAUUGAUGCCUGUUCUCUUUCUGACUUGCAGCUGGGCAAGGACUCACCUACCAAUAAACUACUGUAUGCCAAGGAGAUUCCGGAGUACAGGAAGAUAGUGCAGCGGUAUUACAAGCAGAUCCAUGACAUGCCGCCCCUCAGCGAGCAGGAAAUGAAUGCACACCUGGCCGAGGAGUCUCGGAAAUACCGGAAUGAGUUUAACACAAACGUCGCCAUGGCAGAAAUCUACAAGUACGCCAAGAGAUACCGUCCUCAGAUUGUGAAUGCCCUGGACUCCAACCCCACGACGAAGCGCACACAGCUACAGCACAAGUUCGAGCAAGUGAUUGCACUUAUGGAGGACAACAUUUACGAGUGCUGCAGCGAGGCUUAGCUGGCGUGCGGGACCAGACCUGCUCCUGGAAGUGACCUUUUCUCCAGUGCACUGUCUUUGCUAAGGAACAUGCCUUUCAGUGACAUCUCUAUAUUUAGAUAGAUACAUAUUUGGUUGUGUCAUUUGUGGUCAUUCUGAACCCCAGCCAGUGGCAGGCGCACACACCUGUGAGAUGGGCUGGCGAGGAAGGAGACACUGCCUACAGCUUUUCAAAGAGCUCAGAAUCCCUUUCAUUAUCUGCACUGCCUGGGACCCAUAAUUUAUUUGCUCUUUCAAGCCAGAAAUGGAGAGGUGAUGCUCGCAGUGAACUGACUACCUGCUUCCAAGCAGCCAUUGGUUUCCUGUGUUCCUGUUUCUAGAGAGAAAUGCCUUGUGGACUAGCAACAGAGUUAUGGAAGUGGUAAUGAUGGACAUGAGCAGUGGGGCAGCUGCAGGAAGCAAUGAACAGAGAUAUCAAGGGCCAUCAGGGCUCCCAUUCACAAUGUCCCUCUGACAUCUGUGUACUUUAAAUACCAGGGAAUCUAUUUACUGUACACUCUCUGCUGCAUUAGGUGUAUUUUGUGCCUUUUAUUUUUGUACUGUACGUUUAAACAGAACCACUCCUUCAUCUGAGACUUGUGCGAUAUGGGGAACCCAUGGACUGGGCAAUGUGAUUGCUUCCUAAGUAGUCAAGACAUGUGAAAGCACUUUACCCCUAACAGAAGUGGCUGUUAUCUAGCUGGAGGGAUUGCAUUGUACAUUAGGCAGCAUCACAAAAGGACAAACCAGUGCAGCUGUUCCCACUUCCCCACAUUUCCCAGAUGUUUCUGCACACACUGACCUGGAGUUUACAGCGGAAUUGACAAAUCUUCCCUAAAUAGCUGCCUUUCACCCCUGUGGUGACAGGAGUCAUUUACCCACAGUAGGAAAAUACAGACGACUGGGUCAAAGGGAAAAUUAUCCUUCCCUUUAUUACAUCUUCCCUAUGUGUGCAGGCUCACACACCACUCCCUCCCCCCCACUCCAACCAAAUUCUGUUCUCAGGGCAGAUCCAGAGUAAUGCCAUUGACUUUAACUGGACUUAUUUCACAUUCACACUAUUGUCACAGAACAGAAUUGAGCUGACCUCUGAACAUCAAGUGGGUAUUUAGAGUUCCACCUAAUCUAGGGUGGGUGCUACAAGGUUGAUACAGGCCUGAUCAACACAUUUUUGGCCUCCUAAGCAAAGAGGAAACGGGAUAUUCUGUUCUGCCUUAAACCACAGCAUUGCUGGAGUUACACAGGUAUGAUGCUGGAUUAACACCUUCACCUCAAUGCAGCUUUUCUCUAGUUACUCUGGAUUUACAUAAGGGCAGAGUUUCAUCCUCACGCAGGGUCCUAUUAUCCCUUCAGCCCAUCUAGCUGCAAAGGGAAUCACCAGGAGCUCCAGGCCUCUUGGCCCCUUCUUGCCAGGUGGGGGAAGGACCACACGCAUCCCAGCAUUCAUCCUGGGCUCCCCUUUUACACAGAUAUACAUAUCCAAAGCCCACACUCACCUCCCAGAAAAACCAAACUAACCUUGAACCUUUCUCCCUGGCUCUAGCCUUUGCUGAUGGCACCAAACUUUGACUGCCAAAUUAAAAGCAAAACUACUACCUCGCCAAAGGCAGGUUUCAAAGGGGAGUCUGCAAUCCUCGUUAACAGCCAGCUGAUCACUUGGAUAGGAACAAGCCAGCCAUUGAGCUCCUUGGCUCCAACAGACAUCCUCCUGGAGGACUCAUUGCCAUGAACAGUUGGGCUUUGUUUUCCUGUAGCUAGAGAUUUAACAAGUUGCACGCGUACUCCAGUGCAUUUAACAAAUGGCUUGCCCACAAGAGCAGAGAAGCACUGACACUGUGGAUGUUCCAGUGUAUUUUCUGAACAAGUGGCUUCAGAACAGAACCUUUAAGAAUGUAGCUGGGCUACAUGCUACUGAGAGAGAGAUUUAAAAAAAACAAAAAAAAACAACUUUUUUUUCCUUUACAAACUGUGAAUAGCUGCCAGAAACACACGCAGAAGUGAUGGGGAAGCUGCAGGUGACAUGUAUCAGUGGAGAGAGAGAGAGAGAGAGAGAGAGAGAAGGGUUUGCGUUUUGAGGAAGGAGAUGGCUUCAUGAGGGGAGGGCCCCAUGUCACAACACUGGAAAGCAGCUGGGCUCCUUAGCACUUGGUAUCAAGUGCUGGGCAUGGCUUGGCUCUGGCUGCCAGGAUUGGUGAGCACGCGCAGUGUGGCCUAUGCUUUAUUUCAUUCUUUUUCCAAAGCAAAAAAAACCAAACCCCAACAAAAAAACCAAACAAACCACACAAAACAAACAAGCCCACCAACCAUGCGCGCACACCCCACAGACCCCAGGAGCUAAAAUAUUCACUAAAACCAUUUAGGGUCAUUACUUCCAAGCCUAGAAAUCUGAGGGUUGUGUCAUGUUGCCUCAACCCCAAAUCCUUUGUGAUCUGCUUUUUUUAUGGCAUGGUGGCAUUGUGGGUCCCUUCCCUGCUGUUUGGUGGAAAUGGCAGAUUCUUUGGAAACUUCUCUUUGUAAUAAAACAAGGUGCUCAGA